GUUGACAAAUCUGGGUGAACUCCAUGAACACCGCGUGUUUAAGAGUAGCCUUAUCUGUCAUUAGCAGAAAAUUGCAGAAAGUGCAGAGGUUGUUCUAGUUUCUUGCGAUUUGCUCAAUGUCCAAGCAAGAAGAUGAUCAGCCUCUNUAUGAAAAAGUUUGGUUCAAACGAAGAUAUCAAAGAGUUAUGGACACCUUCAUUUUACUACUCCUUCUCUUGCUUCUUAGUUACCGUCUUUUCUCAUCCAACAACUUCACUAUCCCAUGGAUCCUUGCUUUCAUAUGCGAAUCCUGGUUCACCUUCACUUGGAUUACCAUCCUCACCACCAAGUGGACUCCUGCAGUCACCAUAACCCACCCAAAUCGUCUCUUGCAAAGGGUUCCUGAACUUCCACGAGUAGAUUUGUUUGUGGCAACAGCAGACCCUGUUCUUGAACCACCCAUCAUCACAGCAAACACUGUGUUGUCUCUUCUAGCACUUGAUUAUCCCGUCAACAAACUAGCUUGCUAUGUUUCUGAUGAUGGUUGUUCCCCUCUUACCUUCUAUGCUCUUGUCCAAGCUUCCAAAUUCGCUCAGUUUUGGGUACCUUUCUGUAAGAAGUACAAAAUUCAACUGAGAGCACCUUUCAUCUACUUCUCCAGCGUUGCCACCACCGAGAGUGAACACUCGCCAGAAUUCAAGCAAGAAUGGUCACGAAUGAAGGAUAUGUAUGACAAUCUUUGCCUCAAAAUUCAAGAUGUCACAAGGAAACAAAUUCCACUACAACUUGAUGGAGAAUUCGCAGUUUUCUCCAAUACAGAACGAAGAAACCAUCCAACCAUAAUUAAGGUUAUANUGGAGAAUAAGGANGGUGUUUCUGAUGGAUUGCCUCACUUAAUAUACGUAUCUAGAGAGAAGAAGCCACAUCAAACACACAAUUACAAAGCUGGAGCUAUGAAUGUCUUGACAAGAGUGUCUGGAUUGAUGACCAAUGCCCCCUUUAUGUUGAACGUAGACUGUGACAUGNUUGUGAACAAUCCCAAGAUUGUUCUGCAUGCUCUGUGCAUUUUGUUGGAUNCCAAGUGUGGAAAGGAAGUGGCUUUUGUUCAAUGUUUUCAGCAAUUCUACGAUGGGAUAAAAGAUGACCCUUUUGGAAAUCAGUGGGUGGCUCUAUUUGAGUACGUAAUGCGGGGCAUGGCAGGACUUCAAGGACCCCAUUAUUCAGGAACUAACGCAUUCCACAGAAGAANUGUUAUGUACGGUCUUUAUCCUGAAGAAAUCGAAAUUGGCAGUAAAGGAAAGUUAGGUGAAAAGAAAUUACUAACACAACAAUUUGGAAGUUCAAAGGAGUAUGUAAAAUCAGCAGAGCGUGCUUUGGAUUCGAAAACAAACUUUCAUAAUGAUACCAGCCCUUCNGAUUGUAUUGAGACAGCAAUUGAAGUUGCUGGAUGUGAGUAUGAAUGUGGUACUUGCUGGGGUGAAAAGAUUGGAUGGNUUUAUGGAUCAAUCACAGAAGANGUAGCAACAGGGUUGANUAUUCAUAGAAGAGGUUGGAGAUCAGAGUGUUGCACUCCAGAUCCAAUUGCCUUCACAGGGUGUGCUCCAAGAGGAUUACUCUCUACAAUGGUGCAACAAAAGAGAUGGGCCUCAGGUCUCACNGAANUCUUCUUUGGAAAGNAUUCUCCUCUUACGGGAAUGAUCUUUGGUAAGAUCCAAUUCAGGGNAGCUUUAUCUUAUAUUUGGNUCACCCNUUGGGGCUUGCGUAGUGUAUUUGAAGUUUGUUAUGCAGUCCUACCAGCAUAUUGUAUAAUCACNAAUACCAAUAUUUUUCCAAAGGGACCUGGUCUGUGGAUUCCAAUUGCUCUUUUGGUGAUUUACAGCGUACACNCUCUUUUAGAGUACCUUCAAAUUGGGUUGUCCAUUAGACAUUGGUGGAAUAAUCAGAGAAUGACCAUAAUANCAACCACAACUGCAUGGUUUAUUGGGUUUUUGAGUNCCAUGCUUAAGCUAGCAGGNAUAUCUGANACUGUGUUUGAAAUAACACAGAAGGAAUUCUCAAGUUCUGAUGCUGAUGAAAAANAUACAGAUGCUGGAAGNUUNACCUUCGAUNAGUCUNCAGUUUUUGUGGUAGGCACCACCAUUUUGUUGGUGCAAUUGGCUGCUAUGUUGAUAAGGUUUUUGGGGUUGCAACAAUCUCAGAGUGGAAAUGGUUGNGGAAUAGGGGAGUUGAUAUCUAGCACGUAUGUGGUAGUGUGUUACUUUCCAUAUCUGAAAGGGUUGUUUGGCAGUGGAAAAUAUGGGAUUCCAGUGUCCACCAUAUGCAAGUCAGCAAUCUUGGCUUUUGUCUUUGUGCACUUCUGUAGAAAGUAACGUUAUAUGCACCUUAUGUGGCAACUGUAGUUAUCUUUAGUCUAUUUAGGUAUCUUUAUGUGUUAGUUAUUACCAAUUGAAAGGUGACAAAUAAUUUUGAGAAUAGCAUCUCUUCUUCAGCUUUGUACACCAACUACAUACUACAAUGAAUGUCAAAUCUUUACCAUUAAUUGUUUAA
Vigna radiata var. radiata (mung bean) is the source of this 2526-nucleotide messenger RNA. Its product is annotated as cellulose synthase-like protein B4. The transcript is spliced from 9 exons. Gene Ontology annotation, biological process: plant-type primary cell wall biogenesis; cellulose biosynthetic process. Gene Ontology annotation, molecular function: mannan synthase activity; cellulose synthase (UDP-forming) activity. NCBI's taxonomy places the organism in Eukaryota, Viridiplantae, Streptophyta, Magnoliopsida, Fabales, Fabaceae. The record is from RefSeq and is a predicted model, not a curated record. Gene Ontology annotation, cellular component: trans-Golgi network; plasma membrane. Bases 117 to 2348 code for a protein of 743 amino acids.